Molecule: messenger RNA, 2600 nt
Organism: Bicyclus anynana (squinting bush brown)
Lineage: Eukaryota; Metazoa; Arthropoda; Insecta; Lepidoptera; Nymphalidae
Product: zinc finger protein basonuclin-2-like
Exons: 1
Coding region: 141-2219 (692 amino acids)
Biological process (GO): regulation of DNA-templated transcription
Cellular component (GO): nucleus
Source: RefSeq, a predicted model, not a curated record
CGCGCCCCCUCCCGCCGGCCUUUGUCGCGCGCCGCCCGCGCGGUCACCUGUGUCGCACGUCCUCAGUCGCACAGCGGCCGCGUUCCGCGCCACCCGCCUCGUAUCUCGCGCGGAGUCAUCCGGAGCAUGUCCGCGACGUGAUGGACGGCAAGGAGUUCGGUGCGGUCCCCGGCCUGCCCGCCGGGUUAGACUACUUCAUGAUGCCGCGCGUCAGCCAGCCCGCGCCUCAGUUCGACUUCCGAAAGUUGGGCGCCAGCUUCAGCGGCCGAGACGACGACAAGUGCGACCGCUCCCCGGAGUACCCGGAGCGCCGCGAGCCGCCGCCCGCGCCCUGGCCGCUCGGCCUCGGGGUGCAGUUCGUCAACCCCGCGACCGGGAAGAAGAGAGUGCAGUGCAAUGUUUGUUUAAAAACUUUUUGCGACAAAGGCGCGCUAAAAAUUCACUUUUCGGCGGUGCACCUGCGGGAGAUGCACAAGUGUACGGUGGAGGGGUGCACGAUGAUGUUCAGUUCGCGGCGGUCGAGGAACCGGCACAGCGCCAACCCGAACCCCAAGCUGCACUCGCCGCACGUCAGACGCAAGAUCUCCGCGCACGACGGCCGCUCGGCGCAGCCCUUCUCGCUGCUGCCGGCCCUGGCCCGCCUGCCGCUGCCGCCGCCCGCGCUGCUGCCGCCCGAGCUGGCCGCGCGCCUGCCGCCGCCCGCCCCGCCUCACCUACCUCCGCGAGUUCCACUCGACGAUCUCCGCAACUUCAGUGAAAUUGAAAAAAUGUACAGAAAUGUUCCAUCGCCCCAUCACCAUCAACCUCGGCACGCGUUAGAUCUCGCUAAACCUAUCGCAGUGCACGAGGAGGAAUCUGUUAAUUGUAGUGAUAAUAAUGAUGACAUUUCGGACGAUGAUGAUAAAGAGAAACCGCACGUUUCGCAAAUUAAUACUAAUUUACCGGAGGAGAAACGUUCGAGCUACAUUGACGAACCGGAAGACUUAAGUGUAAAUAAAAAGAAAGAUGACAUUAAAUCUCCACCCGUGCAAUCAGAGUCGAGAACCGACCCCACCGCUAUGGACGAUAAAUCUUUGAUUCCUAACAAACGUAAGAGAAAGAGCGGGAAUCCAACGAGAUGUUCGCAGAAUAAUGAAUACAGCGUAUCGGACGAGGAGUACAAUGGGGAUUUAUUCAGAAACCUAUCGACGCCUGGUUCUAGUCGACCGGACGAGGAGCCUCUCUCGCUCAAGAAACAGAAGCCUGAGAAGUGGGAGCCAUUUCAGAACGGCGAGGAACCGACUGUGGACUCGGAAUCGGUGACAAGAGUGAAGGCUGAGAGUGAAUCUGACGAUGAGUCGAGUGCGCCGAGCGUCGUUCGGGAGGGCUUGAGGCUCCGGUCGGAUCUCUACACGCCUAGCGACAGUGGUAGUGACCUCCACGCAAUGGAGGAGCGCCUGGCGCGCGCCCGCUCGCGGUCAGCUAGCAGCGACCGAACAGACGACCGGGCGGAUAUCAAUGAUCUCGAAAUACCGAUCGACGACGAAAACCCCGAUCGGUGUACGGCGUGCGGCAAAAUAUUUCAGAACCACUUCACGCUGCGCAUGCAUUACAGAAACGACCACCUAAAGUUGCUGCAUCCUUGCGACGUCAACGGUUGCGACGCGGCGUUUCAGUCGCGGAGGAGUCGAGACCGUCACAGUUCCAACGUAGACCUGCACCGGCGUUUGUUGUCGACGACAUCUCCCGAAACACAAGAACAGAGGCCCGCUUUCGAAGUGAACGCCGAAUUACUCAAUAAAUUGUACGCGGACAUAAAAGGACUCGCAUCUACCCUGGAAAGCCUAAGAUACGGCGAAGAGUCCGCACAGAUUCCUAGUUACGUGACAGAAACUAUGAAGUUUUACAGUAGGAAUUUGACAGCUCUGCAAGCCGGUAUGUUUCCCCAGAUGGGCGAUCGCGGGUUUUUUCCUAGUCCUUACUUGUUGGGCGGUGGGGCGAUGCAGCCAGGGGGUCCUUACGGUGCGCCGGCAGGGGCCCAGUCGGCGCGGGAGUCGUUGUCUCCGUUGUCAGCGUCGUCGCCGCCGGUCAUAUCCCCAGGCAGGCUGGACGCGGCGCACGCUCGACCACGCGACGACGCCAAGCUGCUUUUUCGUGAGACCUCCGAGUCGUACAAGAAGAUGACGUCACUGUGCGAGCGGCAGGACCAGUUGUACCAACACCACGUGCCGGUGUCAUGACGCAACGCGUGCGACCCCCGCGCGACGUGGUGAUACCUCACCCUCGAGCGUACGAACUCUUGUAUAUUUAAUUGUUAAUAAUUUUAAAUGUGUUAAUUCUAUCGUAUUUCGUUUUGUAUUUUCUUGUGAUAUUUAGACAAAUAUAUCGUAAUAAUUAAUUAUUCGAUCCCACGAACUGUAAGUUAUAGGGAUAUUACCGCUUGGGUAUUAAGUUGGCGUUUGUGAAGCGAUGUGCAAUACGGACUCUGAAUAUUAUAAAUAUUAAUGGAAUCGGCGUACGAUGUGGUAUCGUGUAGAGUAUUCGUAAUCGAUGUUGAAAGUAAACGUUAUAAUGAUCAGCUUCAUUUAUUGUUCUGGCGCAAUAAACUCAUUGAGGAAAUA